AUGAAAAUAACGAUUUUAAUCUUGGCGGCGAGUUUAUUACCGGUGAUUGCUCAAGUACCUAAGCCAAGUUACACUAGAACAAUGUUAAAGGUGUCGAGAAGUCUUCCAGGACAGACAGAAGAGUUAAAAGUCCGUACCGCUGAAGGAAAUUUCGCAACUUUGGUAGUUAAACGUCGGGAAAAGUCAGAAGCUUUUAAGAAUAAUUCCAAUCCAAUUACCGAAGCAGCAUCUUCAGUGUCUUUAUCUUCAUUAUCACAUUCAAAUGAUUCCAAUGGAACAAAUGCCGAAAAUGUUACUGAUGUAAAUGAGACGAAUAGUGAAGAGAAAGUUAGCAAGAAUGAGCUAACGUACGUGAAACCUGAGACCCAGACCUCCCAGAGCAGUGACAGGAAGAUGGAUUACGGAAGCUGGACCCCCUUACAUGUCGAUGGAAAAGCCUUAAACUUACCAUCAACGCCAGAAAGUUAUUUAAAUUGGAAACCUUUAUCGUCAAACGUUAAACCGACUACAGAGGAACGUACUAACUACAGUACUUUGGUGCUGGCACGUAAUUUCAAAGAUAGAAAAGAAAAAUCUGAGGACACCGCGUCUUCAUUUGUCGCCCUUGUGCCCCAAUUGUCAACGCGCACUAAUAUCGGCGCUAAUUUUUUUAAAAAUCGCGACGGCAAAAAUGUACCACCAGAGGUAACUGUGAGGUCAGCGAUAAAUGUCAAGUCCAUGCCACACAGGAUGCCUAUGACUCUGGAUCCCGACGGCACUCCAGUUAUUCACGGUAAACGUGUUCCUGAUGAACCAAUUGAUAAAAUACAGACAUGGAGAAAUGCUAGAGUGAUUAACAAUAAAUUAGUACUGGGUACUGUUGCUACUAAUGUUCAUGAUGAAUCUACAACCAAGUCUUACUUGGAUAAUAAAGUUGAGAAACAGAGAUUCGAACGAUUUUUCCAAGAUGUUAAUCGAAGGUACGGCCGCAACUACGAUGACGACGAUCAUUAUCACCAGCGUAAUGUUUACCUAGAAUGGGACCCAGCCAGUCACCGCAGCGCUGCAUUGAAGGCUGAAAUCUACGAGGCACGAAAUGACAACUACCGUUCAAAUAUACAGAAGCGUAUGUUGCAUCCAGAAAACACUCAAAGCUACCCUAUUUCGCAGAUGUACGCGCCUGAAGGUCAAAAAAUAGCCCCAUUGGUACUUAAGCCUGGCGCGCGUGCUCCAGUUCUUCAGUACGCACAUCCAGAGCUCGGAGUUCAACCGGCUAAGAUUUUAAAAAGUGAAAAGAAGCGCCCGGAUAACUUUCCUGACAACCAGAAUUCAUUCACCGAGCAACGUCAUAAGAAGAAAUACGUAUUGAAUGAUAAAAAUAUUGUUGAUUCAUACAACACGAGAAAUUAUUACCCGAAUCAUCAAUUUUAUGGUUUGAAGCAACAUGUUGAGCCACCAUUUUGGAUAAAGAUUUCAGAAAAACUUAAAAAUCAAUUCUCCACUGGAGUUGAAAGGGUUUCACAACUGACUAAGCCAGUGAUUGAUCCCCUGGUUGAAGCGACACAUAAAAUUUCACAGAAUUUAGGACUCUCAAGAGGUACCAACAACAACAACAACAACAACCAUGAAGCGCAAGAUAAAGUAGGAACAGUUGCUUCGAGCUCGUCAAUUUUAAUUCCCGCACUUGGACUUGUUGCCUCCGGUGCUGCCUUGGGAAUUGGUGCCGUAGCUGUAGGUCGUUACCUUGAUGUUGAUAUGCUGAGACGUUCCAAUGAAGAUGGACAAACACUCGAUGAAUACCAAAGAGCGCUUUCAAUAGAUGCUAAUACUGGAGAUGCUUCAAAUAUUUACUAUCCCGACAACUCAAAAGUCUCCGAGAAUACCAAUCAGCAAGCUAAUUCUCGGGAACUUGAUGGCGGUUUUUUGAUUGAAGAACGAGCUGGCGGGGAAGAUAUCAAAGCUAGAAGGAAAAGAAGUUUGGAUCCUCUGGUUGAAGAUAAAAAUUUCAAUGAAGACGUCAUGGAUGCUAUUAAUCAGAGAUUAAGAAGAACUGGACCUGAUUCAAUCAGUGACAUUGUAGAAAUUGACGUUCCUCUACGCGGUAAUAGUGAGGAUGCAACUAAUGAAUUGAAUGAUGAUAAAGCAAGACAAAUUCGCAGUAUUGGUGAAGAAGAAGUCGAUAAUGUGCUACAAACACUUGAUGACGAUGAUCAAGUUGCUGUUACGCUAGUUCAUGGUGACUGGUCUUACACGCCAUGCGCUAAAAAAAUGUUCUGCGAGGCUAUGCUUCAGAGAGGACAUGACUCUAGCUUGGUCAUGGAGAAGAAAAUUGAAUCGCUAUUUAGACAGGUAAUGCAGCCCGAGGCUACGCAGCAGGUGUCUCACCAUUUCCAGGAGGUCAUGGAAGCCGUCAGGAGGCAUGACUGUUCACGAUUCGCCUGCCCUGCGGCGUAA
Molecule: messenger RNA, 2433 nt
Organism: Cotesia congregata
Lineage: Eukaryota; Metazoa; Arthropoda; Insecta; Hymenoptera; Braconidae
Source: the annotation of a GenBank genome assembly